Monodelphis domestica (gray short-tailed opossum) is the source of this 6348-nucleotide messenger RNA. RefSeq names its product solute carrier family 9 member A2 (gene SLC9A2). Gene Ontology annotation, molecular function: sodium:proton antiporter activity; potassium:proton antiporter activity. Gene Ontology annotation, biological process: regulation of intracellular pH; sodium ion import across plasma membrane; proton transmembrane transport. The record is from RefSeq and is a predicted model, not a curated record. Lineage: Eukaryota; Metazoa; Chordata; Mammalia; Didelphimorphia; Didelphidae. Gene Ontology annotation, cellular component: plasma membrane.
CAGAGGGUGUGAGCUUCCGAGGUUCGAGGCAAUUAAUUUCACUGUAGCUCGAUACUCCAGACUAAAUCUCCGUGACCCAGCGGCAAAGAGGACUCGGGACAGCAGGUGCAUAUACAUAGACCGGUGGGGUCUCCCCGCCCCUGCUCCGCCCCUGUCCGGUCUCCGUUUUGGUGCGCAGCCCGGACUCCUCUGCCUGGUGUGGAGGCGAAGCGCUGGCUCCCCGCCCCUUCUCUCUCUCCGCCGCUCCCUCCCACUCCCACCCCCACCCCUCUCCUGACCGCUGGAGAUACUGGCAAGGGUAGCGAGUGACUUGAUCUGAAUGUAGCCCAGAAUCCGCCGAGACCAGGCAUGGGUCUUGCACCAAGGAGAGGGCGGCGACUGGAGGUAGAGGGCGGGUGACAAAUUUUCCCUCAGCACUCAGUCUGUGCUCCCAGAGUACGCGGAGCCAGGAUCAUCUCAGUUCCUCAGCCCCAGGAGGGGAUCUGUUCCGGAACUGUGGGCCAAGGAAGAGCGGCUAGUGAAGGUAGCCGCCCCCGCAGUGGCAGUAAGGCUUGGGCAGCAGCAGGUGGCUUCCCCUGGAACUCAGAGCCAGAAGUCCCUGGGGCCUCAUGGGCACAAGCUGCCCGGGUGCGGUGCGCUAAGACGCACGGCGGAGAGCGCUGAGCCUCCCUGGUGUCACACGGGCCGGACACUGAUGGACCCCGGGGUCAUCGGGCGGAGCCUCCGGGCGCCUCCACCGCCGGCACCGCCUCCGCUGCUGCUGCUGCUGCCUGCGCUGCUGUGGCUGCAGGUGGCCAGCCCAGCCUCUGCCUUUUCGGAAAACCUGCUGACCGCCCCGGGGGUGAUGGGGACCAGUCCGGUCCCCGCCAGCCCCGGGAGCGUGGUGGCUCCAGGAACGACCCCCUUCGAAGAGAGCCGGCUGCCGGUGUUUACCCUAGAUUAUCCCCAUGUGCAGAUUCCCUUCGAGAUUACCCUCUGGAUCCUGCUGGCUUCCUUGGCCAAGAUCGGAUUUCACCUUUAUCACAAGUUGCCCACAAUAGUGCCUGAAAGCUGCCUUCUCAUCAUGGUUGGACUUCUGCUAGGUGGGAUUAUAUUUGGAGUAGAUGAAAAGUCUCCACCUGCAAUGAAGACAGAUGUAUUUUUCUUAUAUCUCCUUCCGCCUAUUGUUCUUGAUGCAGGAUAUUUUAUGCCAACUCGUCCUUUCUUUGAGAACAUUGGCACCAUAUUCUGGUAUGCUGUUGUAGGGACCCUUUGGAAUUCCAUUGGCAUUGGGAUCUCUCUGUUUGGCAUCUGCCAGAUUGAAGCAUUUGGCUUGACUGACAUCACUUUGCUACAGAGCCUGCUUUUUGGCAGCUUGAUUUCAGCUGUGGAUCCCGUGGCUGUGCUUGCUGUCUUCGAAAACAUUCAUGUCAAUGAACAACUUUACAUCCUGGUAUUUGGAGAGUCACUGUUGAAUGAUGCUGUCACAGUGGUGCUGUACAAUUUGUUCAAGUCUUUUUGCCAGAUGAAAACAAUAGAGACCAUUGACGUGUUUGCUGGAAUCGCGAACUUCUUUGUGGUGGGAAUCGGGGGGAUAGUGAUUGGAAUCUUGUUGGGCUUUAUAGCAGCAUUUACCACCCGUUUCACACACAAUAUCCGAGUGAUUGAGCCACUCUUUGUCUUCCUAUACAGCUACUUAUCCUACAUCACAGCAGAAAUGUUUCACCUCUCAGGCAUCAUGGCGAUCACAGCUUGUGCUAUGACCAUGAAUAAAUAUGUGGAAGAAAAUGUAUCUCAAAAAUCUUAUACAACUAUCAAGUAUUUCAUGAAGAUGCUGAGCAGUGUCAGUGAGACCCUGAUCUUCAUCUUUAUGGGAGUGUCGACGGUGGGAAAAAAUCACGAAUGGAACUGGGCCUUUGUCUGCUUCACCCUGAUCUUCUGUUUGAUCUGGCGUGCACUAGGUGUCUUUGUUUUGACUCAGAUCAUUAACUGGUUCCGGACAAUACCUCUGACUUUUAAAGAUCAGUUCAUCAUUGCCUAUGGAGGACUACGAGGGGCCAUCUGUUUUGCUCUGGUCUUCCUGCUUCCUGCUGCAGUGUUUCCCAGAAAGAAAUUGUUUAUUACAGCUGCUAUUGUUGUCAUAUUCUUCACAGUCUUCAUUCAGGGAAUAACUAUUCGGCCUCUAGUGGAGUUUCUUGAUGUGAAGAGGUCAAAUAAAAAACAGCCAGCUGUCAGUGAAGAAAUUCAUUGCCGGUUUUUUGAUCAUGUAAAGACUGGGAUUGAAGAUGUAUGUGGGCAUUGGGGUCACAAUUUUUGGAGAGAUAGAUUCAAAAAGUUUGAUGAUAAAUACCUGAGGAAGCUUCUGAUUAGGGAAAACCAACCCAAGUCAAGCAUUGUUUCAUUGUAUAAGAAGCUGGAAAUAAAGCAUGCAAUAGAGAUGGCAGAGACUGGGAUGAUAAGCACAGUGCCAUCUAUUGCUUCUCUAAAUGAUUAUCGUGAGGAAAAAAUAAGAAAACUGACCCCUGGUGAAAUGGAUGAGAUACGACAAAUAUUGUCAAGGAAUCUCUAUCAAAUACGACAGCGUACUCUGUCUUAUAAUAGACACAACCUGACCACAGAUACAAGUGAAAGGCAAGCCAAAGAGAUUCUGAUCCGUCGUCGGCAUAGCUUGAGAGAAAGCAUAAGGAAAGACAACAGCUUGAACCGAGAUAGACGGGCAUCUACUUCAACAUCUCGGUAUUUGUCUCUACCUAAGAACACUAAACUUCCAGAGAUGUUGAAAAGGAGACAUAAUAUGUCUAAUACAGAUGGCAAUAGCAGUGACUCUGAUCCAGAUACUGGGACCACAGUGCUCAAUUUGCAACCCAGGGCAAGACGUUUUUUGAUGGACCAGCAUCAGAAGGCUCAGCAGCAAUACCGAAUGGAAUGGAGAAACGAAGUGCACGGAGACGCCAGCAGAGGGCAGCCCUCCAUCACCUUAACUCCCCCCAGCUCAGCGGUCCAAGCACAGACCCCAGGUGUGCUCCGGCAGCCUUUGCUCUCCAAAGCCAGAUUUGGCACUGUGAGAGAAGAAGGCUUGACUGAUGGCAAAAGACCCGUGCCUCCCCCCAGGCUAGUCAGGCGGGCUUCCGAGCCUGGAAACCAGAAAAACAGAUAUGGAAUUGAUAACCCUUAGUGGAAACAGCCAAACCAGGACUGUGGUGACUCGCCUAACACAUCUGUAGCUUAUUAUCCUGAAAACUGACAGAACAAUUGAAUCCAUUUUAAACUCACUAAGGAUCGGGAUAUUUUCUGUGGGAGGCAGGGCCGAGCCAUCUAUUUAAUGGGAUGAAAUGAAAAGCCCAGAAGGAGGAAAACAGACAAAGUAAAGAAAGAAAGGGGGGGAAAAAACAAACAGAAAGCAUCUUUUAUGAGUAGCUUCUAGCAAUUGCAUUCUUUCCAGGCUCGGAAAAAAUAAAAGUGUGCCUUUAAUGGUUCUGGAAUUGAAUAACAGAACUAAAAUAUGUUUAGCAAACACCAUUGAUGGUGAAAAUGCAUAUUCAAGCUUUUAUUUAUGAAACUUUCUUUUCAUCUAUAAUCCAUGUCUAAAGGAAUAGCAGCCCAAAAUGUUUUAAAAAUGCAUAGAAUAUAUAUUUUGGGAAAAAAAAAGUAGAACUAUAUGGCACUGUUUUUGAAGGAUGGCAAGUCUGUCAUCAGUGGUUGGGGGAGUUUCCCAUAAUGCAAUGGGGCAGCAAAAAUUAUCUUUCAGAACAGCAUUCAACUAGAGCAUUCACACGCCUCAAUCAGGAAAUUCAUCAGAUAAGCUACAUGGACAAAAGUGGCCUGGCUGUCAUCACAUGACCUUAGGGUCAUAUGACAGUCCCACCCCCCCCCACCCCCCCAACAUAUCUCAGUUUGUUCCUCUAUGUGAAAAUUGAAUCUCCACUUUUUGUUUACCUGGUGCAAACAGACUUACUGGGCAGUGUAGGGGAGAGAUGGCACAUGGCAGGUUGCAGACUCACCUGCCUGCAAUGUUCUAUGAAGUUCCAUCCACACCAUUUGUAGGCAGUGUGUGGGGCAACAGGGCAUCUCAGAGUUCCAUGUGUUUACAUUGUAUUGGUCGAUGACUUAAACUGUGCAAUAUUAGGGAGGAUGCAGGCAGCCCUGGAUCCAAGGCCACCUGCUAUUAUGUCUAGAAUUGCCCUUUUAGGGGUUUUAGGACAACGACUCCAGGUCAUUAGCAUCAAGUUGAGUAGGAUGACAGGUGGUGAAUUAUGCUUCAAAAUUUUACAAUGAGAAAACGCUCAUGGCUUGUUCGUAGAUUUUUACCCAGAAGAUAGUUUCACAUAAGAAUUUAGAAUAAUCUGCUAUACCUACUUUAAAAUAACAAAAACAAAAAUGACUAGCCUAGAGAUGGUUACAAAUAAAGCAAAUGCAAUUAUAACUCAAUAUUUUUCCAUCUAAAUUAAACCCUAGAUAUAUGAGUAAUCUAAGGAUAAAUUAAGAAUAUGUGAGAUUAAAGUAUAUCUAAUUGAUAUUUUGGUUCAUUAUUCCUUGUAACAUAAUUUUGUCUCGGCCUUCUCUUCUUGCUUAAUAAUACCCUUUUUUAACUUGACUGGUACUAAGAUGUAGACAAAUUAUGUUCACAUAUAAGACUGGAAUUCUGACAGAGGGUCCCCAGAUUUCACACAGAUAAAAAACUGAAAGGAAUACAAAGACUUGACUUGGAUUACUGAGAAAAGUUUUGAAAAUGGGUAUGGAUUAAAGGUUCAAACAGAGAUUAAUUUGCUUGUGGAAGUCUUCUUCAUUGUUUCUCCUACCCAGACCUUGAACACCUGAAACAUGGUUGGGUGGAGCAUGAGAAGCAAUGUGAUCAACCCAGAACAAAUAUGUCUGUCAGGACCACACUUUGUUUUCAGAAUUUCUAGAGAUGCCUUGUUGGAUACUCAGGUUAUGUGUAAAAAAAAAAAAGUUUUUAAACCACUUUGGCUUUUGGGCUUAGUGCCAAAAAAUUUUUUUUUUCCCAAAAACCAACAUUAGAAAAAAUCCCACCAGAAUUUUAAACAAAAAUAGGUAUUUAUAGAUAUUUUUGGUAAAGAGAAAAAAUAGAGUUGGUUUAUAGAUUUUUGAUGAAGGUAUAUAAUGAAGUUUAAGAGAUUUGUGAUAUAUUUUUAACAAAGCCAAGUGAUAUGGUUUUCAGAUUAGUAUAGAUGAAGACAUAAUUUAAAAUGUAUAGAGAAUGAAGGAGAAAGGGAAAACGACCAUGCCACUUUCCCAAGUUUUCUGACUUCACAGUUUUCAUGUAGGAUUAUAAAGCGGGAACAGGGAAAUCUUUAUAACUAAUUUGUUACUUUUUAAAGAAGAAAAAAAUCAACUUUCACUUCUGAAUAUUCACAUUAUGAACUUGCAUGUCAUUUGAAAAUUAUUUUUAUAAAGAAAGGACAAGCGUAAGGUGUUUUAAUCUGUAAUUUGAAAAAAACCAGUGCCUUGCACAUAGCUAGUAAAUAUCUGUUUAAUUGAAUUAAUAUAAAUGGUUACUUUUUCCUGUUUGAAACAAAAGCAAGUUAGGAGGUAGUUACCUAAGCUUGCCUCUACUCCCCCCCUCCCCCCCCCCCCCCCCCCCCCCGCCGCCAUUAGCUAUUACGAUAGCGAUUGUCAUCUUUAGUGCUCAUGUAGGGAAUUCUAGGAAAUGUAGAAAGCAGAGUGUACAAGUCUUACUACAACACUUACCUUUAAACAACUAUCAUUUUAACAGAAUAUCUGCAUAACAAAAAGAUUGCCAAACCUCAGCUAAGGGCUCACUUAUUUCCAGCAUUAUUUGACAACCAAAUUCCAGUACAACAACCAACAAAAUCUGUUUAUCCUUUGGAGGUUGAUGUAACAGAAUUUAACCUGUAUUACAUACAGGCCUUUCUUCUACCCACAUCCUGCUGAGGGCUCAUUCUGAGGCAUUCUCUAACUGAAAACAGAUAUAAAUUAGGUUUUUGUUCUUUUGGAACAAUUUAUUCAAAAAUGCCACAUUGAGAUGGCUUUCUUUAGAUAUUGCAGAUUGUGUAUUUUGUAUCAGUCAGCCUUUGGUAACUUCAGGAUUCCACCCAGCUGUCUGGGAGACUUUUUUUAGUUUAGAUGAUACUUUGUAGUGAGAUUGGACAUUAACUGGGAAAGGGAGGGGAUUGUUAAUUUAUAUUUUAAAUUUUUUGAAUUAAAAUGUAUAGAAUCACAUUAAUUUAUUACUUAAGCAUAUUUUGCAUUUGUUGCACUACCCAAGUUCUAUUUAUAUUGAAAUUGGCAUUUAAAUAUCUAUUGUAAAAACUGUAAUGUUUUUGUUGAUUGGGAAAUGAAGUUUGUCUCUAUUCUGUAAGGAAUGAUUAAAGAGUUUGCUUUAUUCAA